This is a messenger RNA of Drosophila obscura, 3762 nucleotides long. It is a transcript of the gene Usp16-45, whose product is annotated as ubiquitin carboxyl-terminal hydrolase 16. Gene Ontology annotation, cellular component: cytosol; nucleus. The record is from RefSeq and is a predicted model, not a curated record. Gene Ontology annotation, molecular function: zinc ion binding; cysteine-type endopeptidase activity; cysteine-type deubiquitinase activity. The coding region runs from base 22 to 3600 and encodes 1192 amino acids. Gene Ontology annotation, biological process: protein deubiquitination. The transcript is spliced from 5 exons. NCBI's taxonomy places the organism in Eukaryota, Metazoa, Arthropoda, Insecta, Diptera, Drosophilidae.
AGAAAGUCAACGACAAAGGGAAUGGAAGCGACAGCCAAUGGAAACAUUAGAAAAAAGCGCGCCAAAAAGGGGGCUAGAGCGAAGCAGUUGCUCGCCAUGGGGAAGAAGCGUCAGAUGGACAACCACGACAAUGCCAGUUCAACGGACUCGGGCCAGGAGGAUAGCCACGGCCAGACGGCCGGUGCCAGCGGCUCAGCAAGCGCUGCAGGAGCUGGCAGCUUGGGUGCGGAUAGCCCCAUGACCAACUGCUGCCAGCACAUCAAGAAAUCGGUUGAUGCGGCCCGGUUGCGGCGUCAACUGAAAACCACCGGCCUGGUAUACGAGUGCUCGCAGUGCCAGAAGAUCAGCCAGUCCGCUGCAUCCGGUUCAGGCUCCGGCGUAGAUCUGGCCUGCGACUUCGAGAUCGACAGCACGCUCUGGCUGUGCCUCAAGUGCGGCACCCAGCUCUGCGGGCGGUCACGCAAGCAGCACGCCCUCCAGCACUACAAGACACCACACUCGGACUCGCAUGCACUGGCCAUGAACACACGAUCAUUUGAGAUAUGGUGCUAUGGCUGCGACAACAAGGUCAUCCCCAACUCCCGCAAGAACUUGCUCGAGUGCGUCGAGCUGGUGAAGCGUCUGGCCCAGAAGCCGCCCGCCGAUCCACCUGUGGAGGCCACUGUCGUGGCCGCUCCCAGUCCACCCAUCAUCACCGACAUCGAACUGAAAUUGAAAUCGGCCCUAAAUCGGCUCAAACCCAUUGUGCCCAUGACGGGUGGCUCGUUCGAGGACAACAACAGCACCGGCAGAAGCGGUGGGAAGGCCCUGACAAGUAACCUAACAGCCAUACCCCUGCCGUCACCCCCAGGAGCCACCGCCAGCAGCCCUGUUCCGGGCAUGGCCAAGAGGAUCGACUCCGCCGCCGUCGGCAGCAAUCCGAAUCGCCCGUGCUCACCCAGGAGCGAACUGGAGCGACUACCGCGUGUCCGUGGACUGACCAAUUUGGGCAACACUUGCUUCUUCAAUGCUGUUAUGCAGUGCCUCGCCCAGACCCCGUUCCUGCUCCGUGUUCUCCGGGAGCUGGCGGAACCAGGAGAAGAAUUUGAGCUGCCCGGAGGGACGUUCGAUUUCAAAGACAAGGGCCCCACCGACUUGCCGAUCAUCCGGGGCACCCUCUCCUCCUGGGGCGGCCUCACCUCGGCGCUGGCCAACGCGCUCGAGGAGCUGCAGGUGGGUGGUGGCGUCUUCACACCCAGCAAGCUCUUUGACAGGCUGUGCGCGAAGUGUCCGCAGUUCACGGGCGGGGACCAGCACGACGCCCACGAGCUGCUGCGGCAGCUGUUGGAGAGCGUGCGAAACGAGGAUCUCAAGCGCUAUCAGCGCGUCAUCCUGCAGAACCUCGGCUACAAGGACGAGGACAUACAAAGCGUGUCGGAGGAGAUGCGGCAGAAGUGCAAGAUCUAUGGCAACCAGGCCGGCGACCGCAUCCUGCGACCAGAGCAGGUCUUCCGCGGAUUUCUCGUCUCGACGCUGACCUGCCAGGACUGCCACAGUGUCUCGUCGCGGCACGAAUACUUCCUGGACAUGUCCCUGCCGGUGGCCGUCGAGAAGCCCCAGCCACCACAGCGGCGCAGGCCCAGCCCCGAGAGCUCGCCCUUUCCCAUCGCCGGCCAGACACAGACACAAACACAGAACCAGUCGCAGUCGCAAUCCCCCACCAAGAUAAACACCAAGUUCACGACGCCCGAGGAUAGCAACCCGUUCUCGACGGCUUGUUCCUCCUCCUCCUCGUUCUACCUGCACGCAAACGAGCAGGAGCCCGUCGGUCCGUCCAAGUCGCAGGUGAAGAAGGAGAAGGAGCGCGAGCGCAAAGCGAAGCGGGCGGCCAAGCACCAUCGCUACAAGCAGGCACAGAAGCUCACCCUCAACCUGAACGGAAACGGAACGGGAAGCCAGGCCGAUGAGUCGGAUGCCGGCACAGGGAGAGUGACAUCGUCCGGGGGCGGCGACGGCGAUGGCCAGACGACCAGCGAUGGCCAGGAUCCGCCCAAGGAGGAUUUAAUGUCAUCGAGCUCCACCACAUCGGAGAACUCGGACGCCGAUGUUGAGGACAAUUUGAUGGAUGAAACGGCAAGUGCCAGGGACAGGACUAAGCCCCGAGGGGCCACCGGCGGCUCCUCAUCCUCACCCGCUCAGGGAGGCAGCAACAGCAGCAGCAGCAGAAGAUUCUUCACCGACACCAAUGGCAAUGCCCAGCCGCUGGGGGAGAAGCGGGACGACACGCCCGAGAACAUGGACAAGGACUCCCUCGAAGAGGAUGAGAACGACUCUGGCAUAGCCACCAGUCCGUUGCCCAGCGGCAUCAGUAAAACAACGACGACCACCACCGCCAACAACAACGAGGCUUCCAGAGGUGCAGAGCAGCAACAGCCACAGAAGGAUAAGAAGGAGGAGGGCCAAGCCUCUGCGGACAUAGUCACAGCGGGCGUGAGCGAGGUGGGUGCCUCCACCAUACGCCAAAUCUCGGUUGAAUUGGAUCUGCCAACGAAUGGAGACGUCCGAGAGGAGGCGGGUGAGGCGAAUGGGGAUGCGGAUGCGAAUGCUACGCUCCAGCUGCAGGAGAUAGCCCACCAGCUGGCUAUAAGUGAAUUCACCUUGGAGGCCACAGCGGCAACUGCAGCUUCGGCCACAGCCGAGGGGGUGGCAGCAGCAGCCGCGGCGGCAGGAGUCGCGGCAGCAGCACGCGCCAAGCGUGUGCGAACGUACAGCUAUUCGGACUGGAGCACCACGAUAGCGCCGCGGUACCAGUGCGAGGACGGAGAGUGCUCCGUGCAGUCCUGCCUCAACAACUUCACCGCCGUCGAACUGAUGACCGGCCAGAACAAGGUGGGGUGCGAGAGCUGCACCCUGCGGCUGAAUGGUAACGAUACGAAGGCCAAGUCGGUCAAUACGAAUGCCACCAAGCAGCUGCUCGUGUCCAGCCCUCCGGCGGUGCUCAUUCUCCACCUGAAACGCUUCCAGCUUGGGCCGCGCUGCAUAUUCAGGAAGCUAACGCGGCCGGUCAGCUAUCCAAACAUGCUGGACAUUGCCGCCUUCUGCGGAUCCAAGGUGAAGAAUCUGCCCAAUAUCGAUCGCAAGCAGAAGAAGCUUCUGUACGCCCUCUACGGGGUGGUGGAGCACUCGGGCGGCAUGUAUGGCGGCCACUAUACCGCCUACGUUAAGGUGCGGCCCAAGGUGACGCCGGAGGACAAUCGCUGGAAGUUCCUGCCGCACGGCAGCAAGGCCGAGCUCGAUCAGGAUGACGAGCAGCUGAAGAAGCUGGAGGAGCUGCUGGCCAAGGAGAAGGCCUCGCGCCUUCUGCACUUGAACUCGAUGAACGACAGCGACGACUUCACCAACUCCAGCAGCAAUUCAUCUACCUCGGACGAGUUCAAUACCAAUCCCAAUGGCGGUACCGGCCAGGAUGGCCAUCACGAGCAGCAGGAGGAGGAGGCUGCCAAUGUGCAGGCGCCGCCAGGGAAAUGGUACUACGUAUCCGAUUCGCGGGUCCAGGAGGUUAGCGAGGACGCGGCGCUCAAGGCCCAGGCCUAUCUGCUCUUCUACGAGCGCAUCUACUAAGGGGGAGGAGACUGGAAAUGGGACUAGAACUAGCCCAAGGGACAACGAGAACUACUACUAGGCACUAUGGACGGGGGAAAGCAACAAGAGAAGAGAAAAGAGAAGAAAAGAAAAGAGAGAGAAAGAGGAGCAGCAGCCAUCGUUCCAUUAUAUAGCUUACGA